Theobroma cacao (cacao) is the source of this 3554-nucleotide messenger RNA. RefSeq names its product protein VACUOLELESS GAMETOPHYTES-like. The record is from RefSeq and is a predicted model, not a curated record. Lineage: Eukaryota; Viridiplantae; Streptophyta; Magnoliopsida; Malvales; Malvaceae.
UAGACACUCCAAGCGUGUUUUUUGACUGCUAUUUCCUAGUAAAGUACUACACAAUCACGUGAUAGUAAAGAGUAUUAAACUCGGCAAGACUGCUUCCUUCUGAAAGUUAACACUGCUUUUCUGUGAAGCUUGGACUAAUUCAAUCAUCCUCCACAUAUAAAACUCUAUAAGCCUUUGCACAGAUCUAUAGAAACUGUAACCGAUUCAAUUUUCAACUUCAAUAUUUAUAUAUAAACUCCCAAAUAGCAAGCCCUUACACAGAUAGAGAGAGAUGGCUUCAUUACCACAGAAGACUGUACAACAUUUCACCCAUGACCAUCCAUUAACAGAAGUUGACGCAAGGACAGAGUUUGUCUGCGAUGGUUGUAGGACUCUAGGUGUUGGCACAAGGUAUGGAUGUGAGUCCUGCGAUUUUGAUCUCCACGAUCACUGUGCCACCUGCCCUUUGGAGCUCUCUUCUUUUAUGCACGAACAUGAUCUGAAACUCGUCGUUAGCAAGCCACAGGCUACGUCCCUGCAGAACGAGCGUUUCUGUGACUUGUGCGGCGACCCUGUCCAAGGGAUUUUCUAUCAGUGCAGGCUAUGCGAAUUCGAUGUGCACCCUCUUUGUACCAAAUUGCCUGAAUAUAUACGGCACGUGAUGCAUAAGGAGCAUCCUUUGAGGCUGCAAGGAUCGGUGCCUGGUAGGUGUAUGGUCUGCAAAGAUACAUGCACGUCUUGGCAUUAUAGGUGUGGGAUUUGCUGUUUUGAUCUUCACCUUGAGUGUGUUUUAGCACCUUGUGAGGAGGAGGCGACGUCAACGUCAACCUCUCGAUCUUUGAAAAGCCCAGUUCCACCACCAUCACCAUCAGCUCCGUAUCUUUGUAAUGCUUAUGGCUAUGGGGCCAUUCCGCCACCACCAUCACCAUCAGCUCCGUCUCUUUAUAAUGCUUAUGGCUAUGGGGCCAUUCCGCCACCACCAUCAUCAUCAGCUUCGCCUUAUUAUGUUUAUGGCUAUGGAGCCAUUCAACCACCACCACCACCACCACCAUCUUCGCCUUAUUAUGCAUAUGGCUAUGGUGCCAUUCCACCACCUCCUUAUUCUGCGUAUGGUUACAGGCCUUCUGCUCAUGGCUAUGGAACCCCCUCCAGCUCGGGCGGAUAUCACCUCAACAAUCAUCCGCAAUGUAGUAGUCAAGUUCAGGGAGUUGGGGGAAAGAAUCGAAAGAAUAUGUAUGCAAUAGCUGGGCAACUGGCUCUUGGAGUGGUUACUAACGUGGUGUUUGGAACCAUCUUUUGGUGAUCGAGCAGCUCAUAAGAGCAUUGGAGUUUCAGUUGCUUUCUUUGCAUCUAAUUUAUUCUUGGUUUGAAGGCCAAAACAUUGUAACUUCAAGCUAUGAAACAAAUUUAUUUCUGCAUUUAGAAUUUGAGAGAAGGAAAUAAGAGAAGCAUGACAGACUUCGGACUUCCCCAAUCUUCUACACCUAUUUUUCAUCACAGUGUCAGACUUGGCUCCCCUUCUAAUGUUGCUGACAAUUCAACCGGUAGCCAGAGUUGGAUCCGGCUUGAGUCUAGAUUUCUUAGCUCAUCUCUCUUGUGUCUGGCCCAACUUCUCCAAUUCUGGGCCAGCUAUUCCCAGGUCUUGGUCAAAUUCUCUGCUGGUUGAAUUGGCACCACACUUGAGCUACUGACAAAAGAGAAAGGCCAGGCAAACGUCUGGUGUGCAUAUGGCCAUUCCUGAAAUUUGUGGUGAAUAUCGGAUGCGGGCCUAUCACCUACGACUGUUCUAAUGUUUAAAGCCUUACUGUCUUAGUGUUUACCCUACGUGUCUACCGUCUACCCCAUUUUUAUGGUUCCUCCACAAGAAUUAGGCCAACUGGCAGGUAUCGUUUUAAGGUGGUUGUUGACUUGUUAUGUCCUAGCAUGCUUUGCUGUAUUGACACGAUUCCUUACAGUAACAGGCCUUAUCCAGGCACUAUGUCUUUACCCCAAACCUUUUCCCUUAUGUUUUUCUAGUUAAAAAUCAAAUUGAAAUGUCGCCUUCCCUUGCAAAAGUGAAAUAAAUCUACUAGUUUUUAGGUUCUGAACAGGCCCUUUCACUCCUCUAAAGCAACCCGUUUUUUGCUAAAUGCAUGCUAUCAAUGAUAAUUAUAGUGUAUAUAUGAAGCAGGUAAUCAUAAACAUUACGUUACAAAUCUGCAAUCAACACCGUAAAGGAAUUAAACAUCCCUCAUAUUAUACAAAUUAAAGGGUACCCCAAGGGAGAAAUGCUUUGCCAGAAGACCAUCAACAUUGUCUUUUAGACUCCUGGAAACGACACCAACCAUGCCUGAAAUUGCUCUCAACAAACAGUAGGCAGUAUCAUUUGAUACCUCGUUUUGGUGUUUUUUUCAUCAUUGUUAUAAUUUUAUGAUGACAGAUUAUGUUGAAUCAUGCUUUUUGAUGAGUUUUUUAUUGUUGCUAGUCAUAAAAGCAUAAAGUUGAAUGGUUUUUUUAAGUUCAAUAUAUUUUGAUGGAAAGAGCAGAUUGGUGGAUUCAAUCACAAGAUAAAGAAAUCAUUCUAAAUGACCCUAAUCAUUGUUUUAUGCAGUCGGAUGGCCACCGUAUUGAAGAAUCAAAUGGAAAUCUGUCCCUUCCUAGCUCUGCAAACAAAUCAAACACGUCAUGUGAAUUUAGAUCUGCCACGACAUUGAAAUUACUGAAAAACACUUUUUUUUUGCUCCUGAAAACUUUCGGCUGGGGAAACCAAGGGUUGUUCCUGGCAAGCUUUAUUGCACGCUUCCGCUUCUGAAAGGCUCAGACAAGGACUCUGAUCAGCUGUUGGGUGAAGAAACUGGGCAAAUGGAAUAUUCCUGGGGUGUAUCUGCACCUUGAGAGCAGAUAUAAAGUGUUAAAGGAAGCCGUGAAGACUUAAAAAACAGCCUUUAAGCACGACUUUCUGGUGCUUAAAGAUCGUUCAAUGAAUUUUGCUGGCAACCUUGUUUUGUCGUCUACCAGGGGGGGCCCUGCAGUACGUGGCGAUUGCUCCAUCGUCGGCGUUGUUUCUCUCUCACCCUAAUGAUUGGAGGGUAUAAAUGUUGGAAACUAAUCAGGGUGAUUUGUGAAAGAACACCCAACGCCUACGAGUCGCCUCACCAACAUUAACUCAGAAAAUAAUAGAAAAAAAGAAACAAAAGAAAUCGUCUUCUGGUCAUCCUCACUAUCUAAUCGCUGCAUAUUUUGACGCGGCAAAAAGGACAAGACUGCUUCCUUGAGAAAUAUCGAGGCAUUGUCCCUUCUCUCUGGAUUCCAUGGAAUUUAAUCGAGCUUUCAUCAAAAACGUGAAGCGUCUGGUCGUCAAGGUCAGCUACAAAGCAACCUGCAAAACUUACUUUCCCAUAUGGCUGAUUUUCCAUUUCCAUGUGCAACAUCAUGUUCAUGUGCAUGUCUUUUCUGAACUGUUCUGGCAAUUUGGCAUGCCAAUUGCCAUGCACAACCCUCCCUCUUUUGGAAAGAGAAAGCAUCCAAUUUUAUUUUUAGUACAAUAAAACAUAGUACAAAAUCUUGGGGAACAUAUGUAUUUUUGGUCCAACCAA